AUGCAAACAAUAAUCCACCACUUCACUUCCUUCAGAGUCUUUAGUGAUGAGGCUGCAGCUGCAGCAUCGGGUUCGGGCGAUGUGAGCCCUUUCAAGAGCACGGUCAAGCUCAGGACUGAAGAAGGUCAACUCAUUCAGAUUGAUUCCUUGGAGAUGCCAGUGGGCGUCAAGAAAGUCCUGCACGAGCUUGAUCUCGACUCAACAGGAAUAGUUGAUGAAAAGAACCUGGAAGACUCGCUGAGGAAGGAGAAGUCGCUGAACUCUUCAGAGAUGCCGUACAAGCACCUUCCAGCCUGCAUCCAGGAAGUGAUGCGCGAAUGGGAUGCUGAUGGGAGUGGUAUGGUGGGUGUGUCUGAGCUAUCCGCCGCGGCUCACGCAUACAAGAAGGUGCAGCAGGAGGGCCGCAUGAUGAGAAAGAUUAUCGCAGGAAUGGCUCUGGUCAUACUCCUGUUGAUGUGUGGCAUGUUCGCACUGUCGUGGGCUGCUGCGGAGUUGGCAAAGGAGAUGACGGGUAAUGACGACGCUGUUAUGGCAAAUAAGCAAGGCGUGGUUGUCAAGGUGUCGAGUUCGGAUUUCGAGAUGUCUCCCGACGGAACUCUGAUCAUUCGCGGAGCUGGGGAAGUCAACGCUACCUGCCCAGCAAACCAGACUUGCCGGCGUUUGGAAGCUGCUUCAAGCAAGCUCCAAGUUGCUGCCUCCGAGACGCCGCGCCGCUUGUCGUCCACCCUUCCAGAUGCUUCCUUCAAAGAGCUGAAAUCUCUGACCUUGAAGGACAACUCUGGCCGGGCCUUGAAGGUCACCAUCACCAGCUUCCAACGGCUAUAUCUGCGCUCCUCCAAGUGCGGAUCAGUGAUCCAUUUGAGCGGUGACCAUGGUCGUUUGACCCUGGAUGAUUACGCCCAGGGCUCAGCAGGGUGGCAAGACAUGACUGCAGAUGAGCAAAUGGAGGCCUACGUUAAGGACGCAGGCAUGGAAGGCCUUUUCGAGGACGAAGGAGGCUUCCUCACAGUUCCGGGUGUCAUCGUGGAAGAUGGUAAAGUCUACAAGACUUGGACAGAGGAGCUGGUAAAAUCAGCUUCUCUCACUGCCUACAUGAGUCAUUACGCGAUGCAUCCCUUUCAGCGUGAACUGCGCCUGAAGAGGACGGGCGAUCCGAUCAUCCAGGCCAAGAUUGAAGCCAAGGGCAAGGUUGGCUACCGCUGCCUAGUGGAGACUCCACAGAAAGCAACGAUUUCGUCAGCUGCUGAAAACGCUCUGCCGAGCCUGGAAUUCCGUGGCGUGGUUGUUGAGAACGGCACGGUGCUGCGCCAUUGGAGGAUGGAUCCUAUGGGAGAUCUGGAGCGUGCGGGAAACAUGGAUGCGCAUGAGAUGCAAGUGGCAAUGAUGGAAGCUGGAUUGAUCCCAAACGUGGUGGACUACUUUGAUGUUGACACGGAUCCAUCAGGAAAAUUCGAGUCAGGCCAACCGUACCGCGUCCGAAUGUACUCAACCGUCUCCGGUUCGAAGGUCGACACCACAAAACAGUACGUCGAGAUUGUUUCCUUACCUUCCGCUUUCGAGAUUCCCGGAAUGUUUGAAUACUUCAACGUGUCGUUCCUGGACGACGGAUGCCGAUUUUCCAGAGAGCUGCAGCAGAUGGUGAAUCAAUCCAACAUGAGCAAUGUGACCGCGGCAGCGUCAAUGCUCCUCGAAGAGGUCGAGAUGCUGAACAGGACGAAUCGGUCCUCCACCGAUGAGAACUUCAAGGUUCCACCGGAGAUCUACCCCUGGUCUGAGUUCCCAAACACGAUUGCCUGGACGUUUGACGAACUGAAGCGGCAGCACAUCUGA
Molecule: messenger RNA, 1830 nt
Organism: Symbiodinium pilosum
Lineage: Eukaryota; Dinophyceae; Suessiales; Symbiodiniaceae
Source: the annotation of a GenBank genome assembly